Tetrahymena thermophila SB210 is the source of this 8799-nucleotide messenger RNA. RefSeq names its product adenylate and guanylate cyclase domain protein. The record is from RefSeq and is a predicted model, not a curated record. Gene Ontology annotation, biological process: adenylate cyclase-activating G protein-coupled receptor signaling pathway; cyclic nucleotide biosynthetic process; intracellular signal transduction. The transcript is spliced from 17 exons. Lineage: Eukaryota; Ciliophora; Oligohymenophorea; Hymenostomatida; Tetrahymenidae. Gene Ontology annotation, molecular function: adenylate cyclase activity.
AUGACGAUGAAAAGUAAAAGGAGGGUAGUUCAAAAAUCUAUAAAAGAAGUCUUGGGAAAUAAAUUACUAAUUACAUACUAUUCCGAAGAUGAAAUUUUAUUUAAUUAGCUCCAUAGCGAUCAAUAGUAGUAGAAAACGAUUGAAAUCAUAUAUGGAGAGGCAGUAUCAAUAUAAGGGUAUAAAGAUUUAUAAUAUUAAACUAAUGCCAUUGAGACUUAAUAAUACAGUUAAAGCAAUUUUUUAUAUUCUAUGCUAAUAAAGACUUUCUCAAGGCUAUAUUUUUUUGCUAUGUUUAUAGUCUUUGCUAUAUACAUAAGUGAUAGCACGCUAAGUGUUAGAGAUCAAAUAGAAGCUAGUUUUUCUGUCUUUUUUCCAUUUAUUUUUACAUAUGUUGUUGUAAGUUUGAGAGAAUAUUACUUUGAACUUAGAAGAGCCAAGAAAGAUAAAAUUGUUAAUUAGCAGUAAUGUACUAUCAUUAGGAAGUUUAGGGAAGAAAACCCUGUUGGUUAAGGAAUUAAUAAAGUUUAAUCACUGUAAGCAGUCUAAAAUUAAAGUUUAAUAGAUAUAGAAUAUAAAACUUCGCAAAAAGUAUAAAUUUACUAACACAUAAAAUGGGAAGAUCUGAAAAUAGGAGAUAUAGUUUUACUGAAAAAAGAUGAUAUAUGUCCUGCAGAUAUGUUAAUUUUAGAUAUGUUUGAUUUCUAAUGCACAGUCAAUACAUAAAACAUAGAUGAUAAAUCAGAUGAAAAAAUAAAAACUGCCUCAGAAUUGAUGUUUUUACCAAAAACAUCUAAAAUUAAGGGUAACCAUGUGGAGUAUAGAAAAUUAUUAACAGGCAAAUUUAGCUUUAAAGGUUUUUAAGAUAGCUUUAAAGGAUUAGUAAAAUUAAAAAAAGAUCCAAUAGCUUAAGAGUUGACACCAGAUUAAUUUAUAAUGAGAGGAAGCCAAAUUUAAUUUACUGAGUGGAUUUUAGGCUUAGUUAUAGAAAUUGGAAUGCAAACAUAUAUUUAUAGGAAAUUUAAAAGACCAUAGAUAAUAUAUUACAAUUCUACUUUCAUGAGAAAGCAGUUUAUUUUUAGUGCUAUUUCGAUUAUGAUUAUUAUAAUUCUGAUAUUUUUAAAUUUGGCUUUUACUGAAGUUAAUCAAUGUCUGAAAGAUGGAUUUACAAAGCUAGAUACUAAAUUAGUUAUUACAGCUCUCUUACACUUGCCUAUUUAUUAUCAUGCAGUAAGUGAAUCUCUCAUUACGCUCUAUUGCAUAUAUAUUAAUCGCUAAGAUGAAAAAAGAGAUCAAUAAUAGAGAUAAAAAAGCAAAAGCCUAGAGGGCAUUAAAAAUAUGAACCAUUUUCAUUUUUAAUAAAAUUAAAAUGGAUUAUGCCGUUAAAACUCUGAUAACUCUCACAUUCAUCUCAAAAAAGAAACUGAGCUCUAAAAGGAAGAAAAUAACACAUUAGCUGCUUUAAAAACAUAAACUGAAGAAAAACAAACUACUGUAAAGAUUGAUGAUUGCUUUCAGCAGCUAAAUGAUACCAGAAGUAUUGUAGAUAUGUGUUUAACUACUCACCUAGUUUUCAACACUGCUAACACUCUCACAACAGGCUAAAAUUCAAUUACUGGUUUACUAAUUUCGAAUUGUAUUUAUCAUGUAGAUAAUAAUACGCUUAAAACUUUAAUAAACAGGAGAAAUAUAAAAAAAGAUACUUUAAUUAACUUUUAAAUGUAAAAUUAAAAUCCCAAUCAUAAAAAUGGAUAAAGCUAUUAAAAUCAGAGUGGCUUUACUCUUAAUGGUGAAAACACCAAACAACAAAAGAGCGGAUUUUAAAGUCUGGCGAUUUCUUUUCAUUCAUAAAACCCUCUUAUGAUAAAUUUAAAUAAUUUAAAUGGUAUUAGUUAAUAUGGUGGAAAUUUGAAUGGAUUAGAUUUAGAAAAGGUUGUUGAGGAAUCUCGAAAUUUAGAAGUAAAUUCCAAAGGUUUUAAUUAACCGACUGAUUCUAAAUUAAGUGGAAUAGAGCUUACGAAUAAUGUACCUUCAACACAUUCAAAGAAAAUUCACCAUAACUCUAGAGCUCCACUAUUAGGUGGAAAUUUUAACAGAAGUUAAGGAUUGAAAAAAAAUUAUUCUCUUAUGAUUGAAAACUCAAAUUUUAAUAAAAGUAAUGAGUAGCAGUCAGGUAUUUUAGAGAGUUUAAAUGAUCAAAAUUAAGUUUAAAAUGUAAAAAUUAGAGAUAAUCCUAGAUCCGCUACAAGUAUAGUAACUGGUAAACUCCUCUAAACAAAAAAAAAUGACCUGAAUAUAGAAGAAGAAAAUUUUAUUUAACCAUCUCUGUCAAAUAUAAUUCCUAUACCAAUUAUUAAAAAUAUUGAGCAUGAUGCAGAAAACUUACAUACUCACAAUGAAAUAUAAAAUCUUUUAGGCGAUACUCCGCAAUCCAAAUCUAAAGAAGAUUAAUUUUUCGUAAAUAACUUGGGAGAAGAGAGUAAUAAAAAUUAUUUAGUGAACGAUAAUAAACUUCCAAGUACUGAUUGCGUUCAAAAUGAUAUCGAAAUAGAAAUUCACAGUACAAAAGAUAACAAUUAUAAGCUUAACUAAAACCAAAUGAUGACUAAUGCCAAUAUUGCUAAUUUUGUUAACAGCUUAGAAUACCAUAAGAAAAAUAACCAUAAGAUACCUUAGCUUGUACCCAAAAAAAUAAGUGAUAUUGACUCACCUUUUCCAGAAUCUGAUGGAGAAGUUAGCAGUCCUCGUCGUGCUAAAAAAGUAGCUAAAUUAAAUAGAAGCACUGACUUUGAUCUUAAAAAUAUACCUUAAUAGCAGAGAAGUACUGACGGAAGUAAUUAAACAGUAAGCAAUUAAAAAAAUUAAAUAAGCGAUUAUUUAAGAAAUACAGUUGCAAAGGGUGUUAAGAAAACUUUAAAAAAUGAAGAACUUGAGAGUAAUUCUAAUACUUAGGGUAGCGGAAAAAGCACAAAUAACUAAAAUAAAUUUAGAACUGGUAGUAGCACAUUGAGAUCUCUAGCUAAUCAACUAAAUGGUGGUGUAGAUUUUAAUUCUAUCCUGGAAAAUAAAGACUUUAUUAACAUCUACACAAAUGAAGAAUCUGAAAACUACUUGGAAACUCAUGAAAUUUUAAAGGCUAUGCUGCUUUGCCACUACACAAGAUCAUUUUUUGAUGAAGAUACACAAAAAAUAACAAACCGUAGUUUUUAUCAUAUAGAAGAAUUGCAACUUUAAUUAGGAAACAGCUUAGGGUAUAAUUUUGAAUUUUCAUGUUUUAUAGAUGGAGAGUUCAAUUAUGUUUUAAAGAAAGACAAUAACUACUUCAAGUAUAAAGUAAUAGCCUACCACUAUUAUAGCAAGUUAGACAGAUUUUGCAUACUAAUUCAAGAAUCUGAAGCUGUCUACUCUCUAUACAUUAAAGAAGAAGUAACAAAUAUAUCACAAAUUAACUAUUUAAAUGAGAAUAUAAUUUCUGAUCUCAAUCCUGUUUGCAAUUAUUACAGAUUCCAAGGAAAUAGAUCUAUUUUGUAUUGCAAGAAAGAAAUGGACUUGAAAGAUGUUUAAGAUUUUAUAAGUAAAAUGGAACUUCAAUAAAACUUAUCAAAUCUCUUCAAUCAUAUACUUGCUAAAAAUGUUUAGUAUUUAACUUUAGUAGCUGUUAAAGAACAAACAGUCCCAGGUUUAGAAACUUUAUUUAAAUUGUUAAAAGAAGCCAAAAUUAAAUCUUGGAUUGCAACAGGUGAAAAACAAUCAAAAGUUAUUCCUAUUUGUUUUUCAGCAGGAAUACUUGACAAAAUGCAUAAGCAUAUAGCUUUUGACACAGAUGAGUAUGAUAAAUUAGCAUUUUUAAUUAGAAAUAUGCUUUAAUAGCUAAAAGAUGGUUUUUAAAAGGCUCACAACACUCAAAAGCAAGCGAAUGAGAUUAUCUCGAAUUUAAAUAUAAACAUAAACAGCGGAUCUAAUAUAUAAAGAGAAAGCCUUAACGACAUAAAAUUUAGUUAGUGGUAACCAGGAAGUAGUGGAAUAAAUGCGAGUAAGAGAGUUCUACAAAGAUCAAAAUCAUAAAGCACAACUAAACAUGUUAGGUAAGCUAGCAGAAAGAGUAUAGUAAGUGGAAUGGAGUUAGAAAAUUAAUUCCGUUUUAGCUUAUUGGUAAGUGGUAAAAGUUUCAAAGAAAUAAUUAACAGCAGUUAUCUCUACAACCAUUUUGCUUUUAUAUGCUACUUUGCUCAUAGUGUUGUAGGCUAUGACAUGACUCCUGAGCUUAAGGCAUAGUUGAUUAAGGUAAUUAAUGUAAAAAUGAAUCAAAACUUUAAAACUAUGUUUAUAGGAGAUACUUUAGCUGACUUUCAAGCUUUUACAGAUUCAAAUAUAAGUGCUCAUAAGAAAUCCUCUUUUAAUGAAACUCAAAAUUAUCCAGGUAUUUAGUUUGACAAGAUUGAUAAUCUUCUAUAAAUUCUCCUCUUACACUCAAAAAUGGUUUCAGAGAUAUUCGAAGAUGCUCUUUACUUUAAUACAUAUCGUGGAAUAUUGAUGAUAUUUGUAAUAAUGUUUUAAUUUUAAAUGUGUGAUAUUGACUACUAAAUGUUCAAUUUAGGAACAAUGCUCUUCUUAAGUUUCUUCAUUGUGUUUAUAUAAUCCCUUAUCAUAAUCUAUAAGAAAUACAAAAAAUACUAAGGAUCGUAGCUUAAUUAGAGUGGGUUAAUUCAAUAAUAUGGAACUCUUAAAACCUUUUCUAAUUAAAAGCUACUUUUAAAAAUUAUUAAAUUAGUUUUUAUAACUCUAGUUGAUUCUUCAGCAUUUUAUUUCUUUGUUCACUUUAUCUUAUCUAGAAUAACAACAAGUGAAGGAUAUACAUUAACAUAAUAACUAAUUAAUUAUAUUGAAUAAUACUUUGCUCUUGCAGUAAUACCUUAUAUAAGGCUCUUAGUCGAGUAUAAAUUUAAAAUUAAACAUGCCUUGAUAGUAUCCUUCUUAUUGCUUGCAGUGCCUCUUCUUGCUUUCUCAUUUGAUCCUUUGAUAAGAAUUUAAAUUAAAGAGAGCUUCAUUUUAUUGGGAAACGCUUAGUUCAUAUUGACCAUCUUCUUUAUACCUUUUUUCAUUUAUAGUUUUAAUCUUCUUUUAUAGAAUUAUGUUUCCAUUAAAUCUUUUCCUCUUAUUAAAUCCCUAUAAAAACUUCGUUAAGUAAUUCAAGAUUCUAUGAGAGAAUCUUACUUCAUUAAACCUAAAUAAUUUAACAUUGCAAAGUUAAUCAGAGAAAUUUUCUAAGCCUUCGAGCCAGACAUCAUUUUAAGUUCAUAUAUGCUUUCCGAGUAAGUAAAUUUAAGAGAAGCUAGCAUGAAUAAAUACACACUGAAAUUUAAAGAUCAAAAUAUAGAAGCUAGAUUCCUAUCAUAAUAUAAGAAAAUAAGUUUAGCUUAUUCGAGAACUAUAACUACACUUUCAUUCAUUUUUAUUGAAAUAUUCAUACUUUAUAGGAGUAUCUUAUAUACAGGAGCAUCUUUUAGUGAAUUUAACCCAAGCUUUUAUACUAUUUACUUCUUAGGUGCUUUCUUUUUGUUCUUUAUACAGAUUUUUGUAUUUGUUUUUAGCGAGAAAUAUCAAAAGUAUAUAAGAUAAGUAAACUAUGGCAUAAUUUUAAUCAGAAUUAUAUAUUUUAUGAUCUUGAUUAAUAUAGCAGAUGUAUAUGAUAGUGUUCCUGGAAUUCUAAUUUGCAUCUUUCUAUCUGUAAUUAUGCUUCCUCUGAUCAGAUUGGAUUAUCUGUUUUGUCUCGGAAUUUUAAUUUUAUUAAUUGUUAUCUUAAGAGAAUUUAAUGUUAUUAGCAACUAAGUAUCAUUAUAAAACGACCCAGAUAUAAAGCAAUUCUCUGUCAUUCACAUCCUUCUCAGUCAUAUUGAAAUCUCUUUUUUGUUUUUCGUUUGCUUCUUAGUUUAAAAAAGAAACUAUGAAGAAAUUGAGAGAAAAAACUUUUAGGUAAAUCAAACACUAACACAAGCCACUUCUAAAAUGAAAGAUACCCUUUCUAUCCUCCUUCCAAGAUUUAUAAGAGAGAAAUUAUAUUCUGGAUAAAACUAUGAUAAGAUUAGCACUAAUUAAGGAAAUGUAGCUGUCCUAUUUUGCGAUAUUACUAAUUUUGAUGAAAUUAUGAUGCAAGAAGAAGAAAAAAUUGUUAAAGUUUUAGAUAAUCUGUUUAGAUAAUUUGAUAAAUCUUGUCAGGCAAACUAAGUUUUAAAAAUAGAAACUGUAGGUAAAACUUACAUGGCAGCAGCAGGUUUAAGAGAUGUGGAUGAAUAUUAUUAAGAUGGAUAAAAUUAAGUAAACACUUUUGUUGAUCCUGUAAAAAGGUGCCUUUAAGUUGCUAUGGAAAUGUAAGAAAUUGCCAAAAAUAUAACUUGGGGAAACACUAAUAAUGGUGGAAAAUCAGGAAAAGUUGAAAUUAAAAUUGGUAUAAAUUAUGGCACAGUCAUUUCAGGUGUUAUAGGUUUCCACAAACCUCAAUUUUCUCUAAUUGGUGACACUGUCAAUACUGCUAGUCGUGUUUGCUCUACAGGACUUCCUAAAACAAUAAAUAUAUCUAAUUCUUCCUAUCAAAAAGUUAUUUAAUUAUCUUAAUACAGAUUUGAAAAAAGAGAAGUAGAAGCAAAGGGAAAAGGUAUUAUUACAACAUAUGUAGUCACACAAAAGAGUAACACUUACAAUAAGAAGAAAGGUUUAUAGCAAUCGUUAUAGUUAUAAUAAGAAAUAAUUAAUAAACUUCACCCAAUAAUUAAAAAGUAACAAUAAUAGUAAGUGAAAGAAAAAGCUUAAGAAAACUUAAAUGGUUAAUCUGUUAUAUAAGAAGCUUCUUCAAGUUAAAAAAGCAAAGAGAAGAGUGAUGAAUCACCUUCUUCAAACUCUAAGAAUCGUAAUUCAGAAGAAAUUAAGAGAAAAUCUAGGAGAAGAUCAGGGACUUAUUACAUAGAUUCGGUUUCUAAAUUUGCUGCGUUGAAAAUCGCCCAUUAGCAAGACAAUUAAGAAAAUAAAGCAAAACCUUAAACUCAUGCUAGUUAAAAGAUAAUAAAAAUUCAAACUAUGAGUAAUAUAAAUGAAGAUUCAUAAAAGUUAAUUAUGGGAAAAGAUAACAACUAAGCUACUUCUAAUAAUCAAAUUGCAAAUAGAUCAUAGAAUAAUAGCUCCAGCAACUUAAAUGUAAGAGGAAGGAUUAACAGUAUUUUCUUAGCAACUUCUAAUUAAAAUAUAAUUAAUCUUUAAGAAGAGGUAAUUGAGCCUAUCCAUUAAGCUGAAUUAUAACUUGGAAUCGAAAAUAAAAUAGAUAUGCAAAAGGUAUCUAACCAUGGUCUCAAUUUAUAAUACUAUGAUUUAAAAUAAAUCAAAAUGCAGUACCAAGAAGAAAAAGAUGAUAUUUCAUAAGGUAAGUAGAAUAACAAUAAAAUGAGGUUAAAUAUGAGUUAUUGGACAGGAGCAUAAUCUUCGCAUAAUUUGCCAGAAAAAAAUUUUGAGUUUGAUGAAAUGCUUAGCGAAUUUUGGACUAAUUAGAUCGAUGAUUCUGUUCAGUAAAUGAAUGGAGCUUUUAAGCUAACUUUUCUCUAAAUAUUUUUGUACACAGUUAGUCUCUUUUUUGUUAUAGGACCUUCUAAAUUUAAUUUGAUAAUAGCAAUUAGAUGUGGGCUUAUCAUAUUCAUAAUAACUGCUUUUUUAUUAUUUAAGUACAUACUCAAACCUUAACAGUUAUCUAUGAAUAAAUUCAGAAUGUACAUAAUAAUUUUUUAUUUUAUUAUUUUUGGAGCUCUUAAUGUAGAAAUAUGGAUGGCUUCUGACUCUACUUCCAAGGCUGACUCUAAUUAUGUACUUUACAACGAAGCUGAAGGCAAACAGAUUAUAAAUGUACUCAUUUACGAAAUAUAUUUGGUUUACUAUUUGUUCUUCAGAUUGAGAGUCUUUAUUUUCAUGCAACAAUUGCCAGUUUUCUUAACUUCGUUCAUCAUAUUUAUAAUUCACAAUAUUAUGGAUGAUUUAAUAUUUUAAAGCAUAGUUAUAAAAGUACUUUUCAUGCAAAUAUGUUUUAUACUUUUGCAAUACUAACUGUUUAAAAAAGAUUAAGAGAAUUUUAACACACUUUAAUCUUUAAAUGAAAAGAAUCAACAAACUGAUAAACUUAUUUAAUAUCUUCUUCCAAAGCACAUACUUGAGCGCUUCUUAAUGAAUCCAACUGCUUCGUAUAUAAUCGCUGAAAAAUUUGACAAGCAAACUAUUUUAUUUGCUGAUAUUGCAGGAUUUACCCGUUAUUCAGAUUAAAAUCAGCCAGAAACUGUAGUCAAAAUGCUGAGGACCAUCUUUACAGAAUUUGAUCAAAAAUGCUAGUAUCACAAAGUAUUUAAAGUCUACACAAUUGGAGACUGCUAUGUUAUCUUAGGUAACACAAACCACGAAAAUAGAGAUCCUCCAACUGAAGCCUAUAAUGUCAUUAUGAUGGCUUUUCAAAUGAUAGAAAUACUAAAGAGAACAACAGAAUUAGUUGAAAAUCAAAUUGAUAUGCGUAUUGGUGUGCAUACUGGUAAAAUAGUAGGUGGUUUAGUAGGUACAUAAAUUGUAAGAUAUGAUAUAUAUGGAGUAGAUGUUAUGAUUGCAAAUAAAAUGGAAAGUAAUGGACAAAAAGGAAGCGUAGUAGUAAGUGAGACUACAAAAGAUAUACUCCAAGAAAGAUACGGCAAAGAAUUCAUUUUCACUGAAAAGGGAGAUGUGUAUAUAAAGGCAACAGACACUAACAUUAGAACAUUCUUUUGUGAUAAAAAUCCUAUCUGA